This is a messenger RNA of Myiozetetes cayanensis, 8874 nucleotides long. Its product is annotated as hydrocephalus-inducing protein homolog. NCBI's taxonomy places the organism in Eukaryota, Metazoa, Chordata, Aves, Passeriformes, Tyrannidae. The record is from RefSeq and is a predicted model, not a curated record. Gene Ontology annotation, biological process: cilium movement; axonemal central apparatus assembly. Gene Ontology annotation, cellular component: axoneme.
CUGACCGUCUUUGACUUCAGGGAGGUGGGUCGCAGGUUCAGGAAGAAGCUGGACAGCCCUCCGAAGACAAAGUUGCCCAAGAUUGUCCAGCAGCCAGACAAGAGUGCGAGCUCCAAGAACAAGCUCUGGCCACUCGGCCGGGCCAAGACCUUCCUUGAGCCAAGCCCAUCCGAGGUGGUGUUUCACAACUAUGUCCUUGGCGAGGUCUGUGAAAUGCCCCUGCUUCUGAGGAAUAGAGACAAGGUUACUCAGCUGGUGACGGUCACCAUGGACAGCUCACCUUAUUUCAAGCUGGUCGGUCCCAAUGGUGUGUGCCAUCAGGUGCUACCGGGAUCGUUUUGUACUAUAAACAUCCUUUUCAUCCCUAAGGGGAACAAGGACCUUUUCCUGCAGGAUCAUUUCCAUGAGCUUGUCUGCACCACCAAAAAGGAAACUCUCACUGUGCCAAUCCGGGCCAUUGGUGCCCGCCCAAUCUUGGACUUCCCUGACCAGCUGGACUUCUCGGAGUGCCCAGUCAACUACAGCACCCAGAAGACUCUGCUGGUUCACAACAGCGGUAACCUGGAAGCCCAAUUCAACCUCGUCACUGAGAGCCCUUUCACUGUCAGCCCAGCCUCGGGAACCCUCGAGGUUGGUGAAGCCAUGCAAGUGACAGUGGAAUAUCGCCCGCUGGAUACCGGGGAUCAUUCCGCAUUCCUGGAGGUGCACUGCGACAUAGGUCCAGAUAUCCGCACCAGACUUGUUGGAGAAUCUGUGGACCUCAACAUCGGACUGGGCAACUAUUCUUUAAAACUUGACAAGACUUAUCUCACACUGUCAAGCCACAAAACCAUGGCCAUCCACAACAGAAGUGACACCACAGUCCGAUUCCAGUGGAAGACUUUUGUCACUGAGGAAGAGGAGUAUCACCACAAGAUCGGGCUGUCUCACAAACUGUCCCGGCCGCCCCAGGACAUAGCGAAGGAUUUGAUGAUGGAACGCUAUGAGGAGGUUCGCCUUUACUACGAGGAGCUUGAGACUGAGACAGCAAAGAUUCAAGCAGACCCCUUGUUGUUCUCAGACGACGUUUUCACCAUUGAGCCCUUGGAGGGAGAGCUUGGUCCGCAUAGUUCAGCGGAAAUCAAGGUGUUCUUUAAACCCCAACAAGCCCAAGUCUAUGAAAGAGUGGCCUACUGUGACAUCUCAGGCCGUGAGAGCAGGCUGCCCCUGCGCCUCACAGGGGAAGGCCUCGGGCCCUGCCUCCAACUCAACUUUGAGGAAUACAACAUGGGGAAACUUUUUGUUGGAGAAACCUACAGCUAUGAGGCAAUGCUGGUUAACAAAGGAGAUAUUGACACUCCCUUUGAGCUCAUCCCUUCAACCACCACCUACGGCUCCUGCUUCAGCUUUCUGCCCCAGCAGGGCAUCAUUCCACCAAAUGGGCUCCAGCCCCUCCAGAUCUCCUUCAGUUCCACCACCCUGGGGGAGUUCUGUGAAAAAUUCCAGUUCAAUGUGACUACAUCCCCUAAGCCUCUGACCUUUACUAUCAGGGGCCAGGUCACUGGACUGAGCCUGAAUUUCAGCACAGGAGCCCUUGACUUCAGUGACGUCUCCUUUGGCUUUCCUCAUACCUUGUCGUGCCGCCUGAUCAACACCUCCGUGGUGCCCGUCACCUUCCACCUUCGCAUUCCUGAGGACGGCCAGGGACAGCCCAGCCUUACCAGCUUCGAUCAAAUGAAAGACAACGAUCACCCAUGCUGGGAAAAAGGCACCUUGGCUCAAUUUCAUGAGAAGCCAAAGGAAUUUACCAUAACACCCAGCACAGGCACCAUCCAUUCCAAGGGAUUCCAGGAGAUCACGGUCACGCUGUGUUCCAAUGAUGUGGGACAAUACGACUGUGAUAUGGUGGUGGACGUGGAUGGUUUUGGCAAGGAGGUGUUGGCUCUGCGCCUCAAAGCCAGAUGUGUUGUUCCUGACCUCCGUUUGCUCUGCUCCACCCUCGACUGUGGAAAGUUCUCUCUAAAGGAGCCUUGCAAGCAAAAGCUGACCCUUGUGAACCCGAGCUCCCUUCCAGGAUGCUACAGAGUUCUCCCUCAGAGACACCAAGAGGCUGCUACUCUGUGGUACUCCUGCCCCAAGCCGUGUGGGAUUAUCCAGGGUCACGAGGUGCUGGAGAUCCCAAUUACAGUUGAAGCCCAGGCAGUGGGUGCUCAUUCCACCGUGGUGGACAUCGCCGUGUUCGGGAAGGAAAGACACCCACUGCAAAUGCAGUUAACGUGCACUGGAAAGGUACCGCUCGUCUAUGCAACUGUGAAUAAGAUAAACUUCGGCAAGAUCCGAGCGAUCCAGGACACUUCCCAAACUCUCCAGCUGUGCAAUGCGAGUGUUGUCCCUGCAGCCUUCAGAGCAGAGAUCGAUGGCAAGUGCUGGAGAAUUGAACCCAGGGAGGGAGUGGUCCCUGCCAAGGCUGAGAUUUCUGUGGUUGUCACGGCAAACCUGGAUGACACAGGAAAAUUCGAAGACAGCAUGAAGCUGUUCAUUGAGAACAGCCUUACCAGUGUCAUCCCCAUCGAGGCUGUGGGCAUUGGCACCACAGUUGCCAUUGACAAACCGUUUGCUCCAGAGCUCAAGCUGGAACCCCAGUUCAACUCUGUUCCCUGCAUUUUCCGGUUCAACGUAACCAACAAGGGACGGCGGUUCCAGCGGCUCUACUGGGGCACAGAAGGCUUCAGCACCUUUCGACAGCGUCAUCCCCUCCCUGCCCUCAGUGUCCCCAAGGGCAAAAAUGCUUCCCAGAGACCCAAAUCUGCCACCCCCAUAUUUAAGCUGCGGCCACGGUGUAUGCAUCUGCAGCCAGGCGAGACUAAGGAGCUGGUGCUGGAAGGCUUCUCCAGCACUGUCCAGGAGGUGAAGGAGGAGCUGGUGUGUCACACAGCCGUGGGGUCAGAGAUAACUAUGAAAGAGAUAAUAAAGACAAAGGUCACCUGCAAGUUCAUUUCUGCCGCCCUGGAAAUAUCAUCCAGUGCAAUCACUUUCUGCGUGGAGAAGUACCCCAAUGAUGUCCUGACUCUUCAGUACAAGCCUCUGUCUUUAAAGAACACCUGCUCCCUGCCAUUCAGCCUCUUGCUGGACGUGGAGGAGCCGUUCCUAAUCUGUGACACGGACCAGCAGCCCCUCCCUGCAGAGGCUCAGCCUGUGAAGAUGGAGGCAGGGGAGGAGCUUCAUCUCUACGUUGGCUUUAACCCAGCUCAUAAAAAGGAUCCCAUCAGCUGGGUAGCAGAGAAGACUGUGAAGAUCCGGCUAGUGGAACAUUCUCUUGAGAAAGAGAUCACCGUUCGGGGAGAAGUCUUUCCCAAUCUGCAUAUCCCGACCAAAGAACUGGACUUUGGUUGCAUCAAGGGUGGCACAGAACAAGUGCGUUACCUGGAGAUGACCAACUGCAGCCCAAUUCCUGCCCGCUACCACUGGUCAUUCCAGAUGGACAGCGUGGAGUACCCGACAGGGAGAUACUCCAGGCCUGGAAGUGUGCAGGAGCCAGCCAAAGCCCCGAAAGCAGCGCAGGACUCUACCCAGCAGUCAUCACAAUCAGAGAACUGCCUGGAAACAGAAGAGGAUUCUUCUGAAGAGUCAUCAGAUUCAGAGGACUCCCUGGAAACAGAGGAUGAUUCUUCUGAAGAGUCAUCAGAUGCAGAGGACUCCCUGGAAACAGAGGAUGAUUCUUCUGAAGAGUCAUCAGAUGCAGAGGACGAUUCUUCUGAAGAGUCAUCAGAUGCAGAGGACUCCCUGGCAACAAAGCAGGAUUCUUCUGAACAGUCAUCAGAUUCAGAGGACUCCACGGAAGCAAAGCAAAUUCCGAUCUCCAUGUACCCCCUUCCCAACCCAGCCAGACCACCCGUUUUCAGGUCUCUGCCUUCACCCAAGAGCUGGUAUUGCAGUGACAACCCCAGAGCUGCCUUUCAUACAGUGAGACUUGGCAAGGUGGCUGUGUCCUGGACUGGAAAGUGGCUUGUCUUCCAGGUGCCGCCAGACGCUGUUGCAGAGUCUCGGAGCUCAGUGGAGACGAAGGGAUCUGGGCAGUCAGCGAAGACAAAGCCCCCUGGCUUCAGAGCAGAGGAGGUUUUCAAUGUCCAGCCGGUGUCUGGUGUGCUGGAGCCGGGCAAGAGCCAGCAGGUGCCCUUCACCUUCUUUGGCCACGCCAACAUCAUCGCCCGUGUCACGGCGCUGUGCCAGGUGGAGGGAGGCCCGACCUACCAGGUGGAGCUGAAGGGGGAGACUUCGGUCCUCACCUACCAACUGAGCGCCGAGGAGAUCAACUUCGGGCGGCAGCUCUUUAACGAAGUCAUCAAAGCAGAGGUCACCCUGAAGAACAAGGGGAAGAUCGGAUUCACCUACGUGGUACAGAGCCCCAGCACUGGCACUGCAGACAACCCUCUGCCUGGUGUGCUCGUGGUCCUGCCCAACACGGCUUACAUUGAACCUGGCGAGGAGCAAGUGCUGAAGCUCCAUUACCUGCCAGGAGUGCCAGGAGCCUUCUGCAGGACUUUCAAGGUUCAAGUGGACCACCUGGAGCCGGCAGAAAUCUCCCUGAAGGGAGAGGCGGUCUUUGCCGGCAUCUGCAUGAACCUGCCCUGGAGCAUCAAAGGAAGUAAAAAAUACGAGGAGCUAUUGAAACAGGCGAAAGAAAAGCUGAAAAAAGGCAUUCGGGAGAAGAAAGCAAGUAUUUGGAGGAAGCUUCCAAUCAUGAAGGAACACGUGAAGGGCCCUGGCAUUGUGUCCAACACUUGUCUGCGGAUGGAGAUGGACAAGAUGCUGAUAAAGGAAGAUGCUCAGGAGCAAUACCAAAUUCUCAUCUCCUGCCCCCCAGAGGACACUGUCUUUGACAAGCACAUUCCUCAGAAGCUUGUCCAAGUCAAGCUGCCCGAGUACAUCCUGGACAUGGGCACUGUCGUUCAGGGCUACAGUAAAACCUGCACUGUGCAGAUCACCAACACCUGGUCGUACCCAGUGACCGUCCAGGCCAAUGAACGUGCCCUGCGUGACACAGGUUUCAGCAUACACCUGGAGCCCAUGAAGUUCCUGGUCUGCGGCGCCAGCAGACUGUUUCAAGUGAACUUUGAAAGUGCCAACCUGCCAGUGGGAGAGGUGGAUGUGCUCCUGCCCAUCAAGGUGGAGAAAGGCCCCACGCUACAUAUCUGCCUCCGUGCCACUGUAGUUCAGCUGUUGCUCAGCGUCUCCAGGGACACAGUCGAGUUCCCCGAUGUCCAGGUUGGGCAGAGCCGGUAUGAAAUAGUCCGGCUCUACAACCGGUUCGACGCGCCCUGUGAAUGGUCCAUCACUGUCAACAAACCUGCCAAGAAGGUGGACAAACGUUUGACACCGGUUGUGCAUCCGAAGGAACUCCAGGCUGGGAAGGAUGAUUCCCGUGUCUUUCAGUGGAAGGCCUGUGAGGGAACCCUUUAUGGUAGAGAGUGGUGUGACCUGCAGAUCCAGUUUUCACCCCAGGAAGAGAAAUCCUACAAAACGGAGGUGAAGAUCAACAUUCGUGGGAACAGCCAGCUCCUCGUGCUGCACAUCUCAGGACAGGGUCUGGAGCCACGGCUGGAGUUCAGCCCCGCAGAGAUCAACCUGGGAGCGUUGCUGCCGUGCAGCUCUGAGCUGGAGAGGACAGUGGUGGUGAAGAACCCCUGCGAGUUCCCCAUUGAGUUUUACUCACUGGAGUUUGAUGAGGAGUACCGUGAGGAGGAGAAGAUCCUGCGCACGCUGGACGAGUUUGAAGACCGGACGGCCUUGAUGAUACCUCCACGCGCUGUGGGUGAGAAGCUGCCUCCAGAGGUGCUCCAAUACUAUGAGAAAUGGAAGAUGAUGGAGGCUCUGGGCCAAGAGAUUGUAUCCAAGCGCAAGGAAGAAUCAGACCAGGACAAUGCAGCGCUUCAAGAGAGCAUCAGGUUGUUGAAGGACAUGGUGGACAAGCGUGAGCGCCCCAUCGAUCAGGCCAUCAGGCGCUACCUCAACACCAAUCCCUUUGUCGAAGAGUUCAGAGCCCAAAAGCCCACAGGGAUUGCCAUCAUCGUCUAUGGGACACCCCGGACAGGAAAGACAAGAGUCGCGGUCGCCCUGUCCAAGUAUUAUGGUGCCACCCGCUUGUCCCUCAACCAGAUGGUGGCACAAGCCAUGAUGGACAAGGACAGCUUGGCGGGGCGCCGUGCCCGGCAGGUGUGCGUGGAGGCUGCCCAACGGGAAAGAGCCAUGAGGAAACAGAUGCCGGGUAAAAAGGGUGCUCAGGCCAAGAAAACCCAGGCCAGCCUUGGGAACAAAGACAGCCAGAAGACCCUCAGUGCCGGACACCAGAGCACUUCAGCAACCAAGGAUAAGAUCGCAAGUGUUUCCUGUGCCACUGCUCCUGCACGACAGCGAUUGACCUUCGUUGCCUGGAGGGGGAGAAAGAAGAAAAAGCUGAAGUGUUGGACCCGCGUGCUGCCCGAGGAGUUGCUGGUGGACAUCAUCUCUGAACGGCUGCAGCAGAGAGACUGCAACAAGGGAGUGGUGUUUGAUGGCCUGGAGACCCUCUUUGCGAGCAGCCUGGCAUCUUCUCUCCUGUGCGUGCUCAAAGCUGUCAACAAUCGGCCUCAUAUCCAUGCUGUGAACAUCUUCCAGGAUUCUGAGUUUUGGAAAGGCAGGCAGAGAGCUGCAAGAGAGAGGAGAGCAGCUAAAAAAGAGCAGAAAGCACGGGAGAAGGCAGAAGCUGCCCGGAGAGAGGAAGAAUGUCUCUGGGGUGUGGAUGUGGACGAAUACAAUGCGCUCCCUGAGAAGAAGAAAGCUCUGCUUGAUUACAAAAUAGAACAAAUCAAGCGUGAGCGGCGUGAGAGGGAGCUGGAGCGGCUGGCUCGAGAGCUUGAGGAAAGCAAAAAGGUGACGUCACAAGCCUCAAAGAAGCAAGAUAAGCAACAGAAGAAGACUGGCCGCUCGGGGAAGUUACCCGCAAAAGAGCAGCAGCGGGAAACCAAAACCCCAGAGGUCCAGAGCAAGCUCAAAAAACCAGCAGCAGGAAAACCACAGCAGAAGGAAACCAAAACCCCAGAGGUCCAGAGCAAGCUCAAAAAACCACCAGCAGCAAAACCACAGCAGAAGGAAACCAAAGGCCCAGAGGUCCAAAGUAAGGCCAAAAAACCCACAGCAGCAAAACAACAGCAGCAGGACACCAAAAUCCCCAAGGUCCAGAGUAAGCCCAGAAAACCAGCAGCAAAACAAGAGCAGCGGGAAACCAAAAUCCCAGAGGUCCCGAGUAAGCGUGAGAGGAUCUUGGACCUGAGGUUUAACAUCUAUGAGUUUUCGCAGCAGAACAUCAAAGAUAUUCUGUCCUCCUGGGACAGGGUUCAGGGUAUCAUGAACCAAGUGCAAGACAAGUCCCAGUCUUCCCCUACACACAAAGACGAGAAGGACAGUGAGUCUCCAGAGAAGCCAGAGAAGGAGCCUCUGGAAAAACAUGGUGACCACGAGAGUCUUCAGCAGGAAGGGGAAGGUGCAGAAGGCUCAGUCGGAAGCCAGGACAUUGGAGUGCCCUGCUUGGACUUCCACUUAACACGUCACGAGAAGGUGUUUAAGAGGAUCCUGAAGAGCAAGAAGCUGCCGCCAGCAAAGCAGAUCCUGGACUCUCUGGGACUGGGUCCCUUAGGGCCUCCCAUUCCCCCUGGAGUUCUUUUCUCCAUGAUCCUCUACCCGGAGGAGGACAGAGUGCCCGCAGCAGCAGAAGAGCUCAGACACUUCCUCCUUGUUGAGCCUGAAGAUGCUGCUGCAGAAGAUGAUGUGGUCUCAGAGGCAGAGGCACAGGACCCCUUGAACGAGGAGAGUGCCACGAGCAGCACCCAGGAAAAGACGAGCUCCACCCAGAGCACAAAAAGUCUGCAGGAUCACUCCCCAGAAACACCCAGAAGUUCACCUGAGUCAAGGAAAAGCCAAGUGCAGAGUGACUCAACCCUGGAGAGACCUGCCAGGCUGAGAAGAUUCCGGUGGAUAGUUCCUGCCCACGGUGAGGUGGAACUGAAGAUCCGCUUCAGCGCCACAGUGCCAGGGCAGUUUGACCAGAUGAUGAAUUUUGAGAUCCUGGGGACAAAGCGGCUGUACCAGUUGCCCUGCAGUGCCACUGCCCUGUACCCCAGCAUCAGCCAGAACCCACGGCUGGUGUUUCCUCACUGGAGGAAGAGCAAGGAGGAGGAGGACAUCAUCUUCAAGGAGUAUGUCAUGAGCACAAAGCAGUUCCACUUUGGACCACUGCUUUGUGGAAAGUCAAGAGAGUGGGACAAGUCACAGAACUGCACUGCCAACAGCGAAAAGUUAACCAUCUUCAAUGACUUCGCCAUGGAGGCAGAGGUGCAUUUCUCCUUUGAGAAGGACGACAAAGGAGAGACAUUCCUUUUGGACCCUCCCAGCAUGACGCUGAAACCCAAAGAGAAGAAGAAGCUGAGUAUUUGGGCAUACCCGAGUUCCACUGGCCUCGUGGAAGACAAUCUCGUCUGCCGCAUCAAGGACAACCCGGAGCCAGUGCUCUUCCGACUCUGCUGCGAAGGGGUGCACGUGAAGCUGGGGGUCAGCCCCCACGAGCUGCAAUUCAACAAGCUGCUUCUGCACAGGACUGACACCCAGACCCUGGUCCUGAAAAACAACAGCCCACUGCCCAUGGCAUGGCAUCUCAGUGGGCUGGAUGACCUCGGAGAUGACUUCUCUGUGUCACAAGGCAGGGGCAUUGUUGGCCCCCACACGGACUUUGAGGUGAAGCUGAAUUUCAAGGCCGAGAAGAUUGGCGUCACGAACAAGAUGAUCCGACUGGAGGUUUCAGAUACAGAAAACAUCCUGGGAAUUGUUCACGCUGAAACUAUCAAAAUCUCUGUCGAGGUCUAU